Messenger RNA from Aureobasidium vineae, 369 nucleotides. NCBI's taxonomy places the organism in Eukaryota, Fungi, Ascomycota, Dothideomycetes, Dothideales, Saccotheciaceae. The record is from the annotation of a GenBank genome assembly.
AGCGGCGAGAUGCAGCCAACCCGCCACGCGCAACGUUGGAGAUCCUGCGAAAGGCUGCUGCGUCAGAAUCAGAGUUGGCUAUCCAAGACAGGGCGCAGGAACAAGCGUCCGAGAAGGGCCGCGAUAGACUCGAAAAGAGUGCAGGAGCGCCCACUGCGGGACGAGAGAGCAUCCACAAGGCAAAGCAGAUGAUGAUGACUUCCCCUCGCAUAUCUGAGCACGGACAGAGGCUACAUAAACUUUGUCUACCGCGCCGGAUCGGCAGAGAACAUGUCGAGUGGGCGCUUGCUCAUGCAGAAAGUCUGGAGCGAAACGUUUCCAAAACUGACAGGCAGGCAGCCAACCAUCGGAAUUUGUCUCCUACCAACU